CGAGCUCCACUGUCUUCGAUUGUAAAUUCAGGUAGCGAUACAAGUCGACCGUGGAUCAAAUGUAGCUUUAUUUUCAAGCAGUAGCAUUCGGGAACGGGCUAAUCGGUGUGAUAUUUUUAAUCAGUGCAGCUUAACAGCUGAUAAAUAAAGCUCUCAUCUUCAAGCACAACCUAAGCGGCAGAUUAGGUUAUCUCCGUGACCACCACGGCCAGAUGAUCGCACGUCCGCGCUCCCUGACAGGGAUCUCGUAUUUUUUUAUUCUCUUCCGUUUCCCCGCGGAGGUAUGACCGCUCUGAUACUCGGCGUCGGCGUCGGCUUAUUCAUCAUCCUCAGCCUGUGGGUGCUAGCCGUACUGAUACUCGUGGUAUCGUUGCGCGUCGAGAAGAAGAUCGGCGUGUUCGCGAUAUUAUUCGUGAUAGUGGUCACGAUCGUUCUGACGAGCGUGCCCCGCGCGUCGGAGAAGCCUGCUUCCGUUCAGGACAAGGUGUACGAUCGGCUCUUUGUGUGGCGCACAGUGCUCCUGAUACUGUUACUCGUCUCGUCUAUAGUUUCCCUUGUGGGAUACAUCAAGUUUGGACUGGCAGAGGCUGUUCGACCAGUUAGGAUAUCCAGCUGGGUCUCUUAGAUGCUUCUUCUUUCAUGGUAUUCCUGGCUACAUGACGAGUGUCGAGAUGCCUCAGUACGUAUAGGACCUAAUUAGCCCGUUGACAUAGCGUCAGCCUUUUAUCUGCACAUCUAAAAA
Ooceraea biroi (clonal raider ant) is the source of this 742-nucleotide messenger RNA. Its product is annotated as transmembrane protein 218. Lineage: Eukaryota; Metazoa; Arthropoda; Insecta; Hymenoptera; Formicidae. The record is from RefSeq and is a predicted model, not a curated record.